UGGAGUGCUGGUGUUUGGGUGUAAUGUUCCUUUAAAGGCUGUUGCCCCCUGCAGCGUCGUCAUUGCGCAGAACAGUUUGAACCAAAAAGCGGAGUGACCUUCCUCCGCUUCCAGUCUGAGAGGGGCAGCACUGAAGCAAGAAGCCGCUCACAGCUCCCAAAGUCCACCGCUACAGCCUCAGAAAUGAACAACAACUUAGUCGGAGAUGAAGUCGGGAAACUUUUUGUAGGUGGACUGGACUGGAGUACGACACAAGAAACAUUGAGAAACUACUUCUCGCAGUAUGGAGAGGUAGUAGAUUGUGUCAUCAUGAAGGACAAAACCACAAAUCAGUCGCGAGGCUUCGGCUUUGUUAAGUUCAAAGACCCUAAUUGUGUACGAACAGUGCUGGAGACAAAGCCACAUAACCUUGAUGGAAGAAAUAUUGACCCAAAGCCAUGCACACCCAGAGGAAUGCAGCCCGAAAAGUCUCGGACCAAGGAGGGCUGGAAGGGCAGCAAAGCUGAUAGCAAUAAAUCUAAGAAGAUAUUUGUAGGUGGAAUUCCCCAUAACUGCGGAGAGCCUGAACUCAGGGACUAUUUCAAUAGAUUCGGAGUGGUCACAGAGGUGGUAAUGAUCUAUGAUGCGGAGAAGCAGAGGCCCCGAGGUUUUGGAUUUAUUACUUUCGAGGCCGAACAAUCAGUGGACCAGGCUGUCAACAUGCAUUUUCACGACAUCAUGGGCAAAAAAGUGGAAGUAAAGAAGGCAGAACCUCGUGACAACAAAGCUCCUGGCCAGCUUGGUCCUGGUCAGUGGGCUCCCAGGGGGAUUUUGACUGCAGCUAAUGGUUGGACAGCACAGCCGGCCCCAGGCUGGCAACAGGCUUACGGCCCACAGGGAGUGUGGGUGUCCGCUGCCGGCCAGCCUAUAGGUGGGUAUGUACCUUCGCUUUCAGCGGGCCGGGGAACCCCCACGCAACCUCCGUCACCCUUUAACGCAUUCCUGGUCACCACGCCGGCCGGCAGCUUCGCAGCACCUCAGGGCUACCCUCAGCAGGGCUACAGCACAGCACCUCAGUUUGGUUACAGUUUCGGCACACCCCAGGCAGACCAGUACGCUCCGCAGGUUCCUCCUCCUCCCACCACACCAGGAACGGCAACCCUGGGCUUUGCCCCCGCAACCACGCCAACUCAGGACUUGAGCAAGGCUCCCACAGGGCAGCCUGAUUUUCCUUACAGCCAGUAUGGAAUCCUCGGCAAUCAUUUCUGUCCAGUUCUCCCAGCUGGGCUGUGCUUUGGUUUUUAAAGAUUGCUAAAGGGGUGAGAAAGGAAAGAAGAUUGAAAGGAGACCAGCACACCAGUAAAUCUGAGUUUCUUACAGAUUCUUCUCUCUCUGAUGGUCCUGUUGGGAUCAUUCUUCCAAAAAAAAAAAGUCUUGUAUUCUUCUAUUUGUGCAUUUCUUCCUCUCUUUUUCUCUCCCUCAUCUUUCCACUCCAGUUGUUUAGAUCUUUUUUAGAAAUGUUUUGAUAGCUUCACUCUUGUUUUGAACUGGAUGCUGCCAGGACAGGAUAAUAUCUAAACUGAAAAUCUGGCCACCAAUUUGGGAACCAAAGUUGACAUUCAGGCAUUGGUCUGAAUCAUCUCCUCAGGGAGUUUCCUUUCUCAGUAGUUCCUGUGUUUCCCUUGUGUUUUUGCAGGGAAAUGGUGCCAUCCAGUUCCUAAAUCAAUUAGAAAGUGUGUUGUGCAUACUAUACAAGACGCUCCACACAUUUUACAUCAAUCCAGCAAAAAAAUGACCAUAUUGCUCUAAUUUAGGUGAAACUUUCUAAAUCAAAUAUCUCAUUCAAAUAUUACAAUUUUUGAAAAUUUGGGGGAAAAUCCACCUUCUUUUAGUUUUUAGGUUAUUUUAAAAUAAAAAUAUUAACAACUCUGCAUCACACGUCAAACUCAAAACCAUUUAUGUGGCCCUUGAGACUCUUUCAAGUCAAAAAAUGUGCUUAAAUGUUUUUUUUAUCAAUCAAAUUAAAGCAGUUUUUAUGUGUAUACUGUCAAAUUACAUCAAUGUGAAAAGAUGUUCAGUAGUUGAUUUCGAAAAUUACUGAUGGAAUGCAGAAUAAGAUAUUUAUUAAUAUUUUAUCAGUUUAUUAAUGUGUUGUUUUACCAAUACAUUUUGCUAUAACAAACAUCGGCCCUUUGAGGACAUUCUUGAUUAUGAUUUUACCCAAAAUGAAAAUGAGUUAGACACCCUUACUCUACAUAAAUAGAAGCCAUUUUGGGGGUAAAAUGAAUGAUUAACCAGGCAACAAAGAUGGAAUAAUUUGUUUAAAAAAAUAAUCACCAUGCUGGUCAUACCUCCAGUGCUAUUUAAAGAUUUUUUCCUCUUACAGAAAUCUUCUCUUUUUUUUUGUUGCCUUUUUUCAUGUUUUAAAAUGUUCCAGACUAUUUGGAUAUGAGACAGAGAUAACCUGAAUAAAUACAAAAUGUUGUUUUUAGAUUAUUUAAAAGCUAUCUAGAACAAUAUAGUGCCCAGUGAAAAAGUAAUUGACCACUAAACCUGGCAACCUCAGUCAAGCCAAACCUCGUAACCUAGCAACCGAAGCAGAGCUCCAGCACAUUUGGCCAGCUGGUUUUGCCGCUGUAUGCACUGAACAGUGGCUGCUAGAAAAGAUGAGUGUUUUGUUGUCAACUUGCCACCCAGAAACCACUUGCUGCAUUCUUAUUUGGGCAGGAGGCUCUACUUCUGCUUUUCAAAGGUGUACAAUUAUACAAUUGUGCACCUGUUUGCAGCCAUUUUACACUAAAUGAGUUUUGGGGGCGUGGCUAGCAGCAGCUUAUUUGGGUUUAAAGUGACAAGACGUCUUAAAACAGCUGAAAGAAGCUCAAAAUACUCAGCCGGGUAAAAUCUUAUCUGAGAAAAAUAUUAACAUGAUGUGUAUUGUCAAUAGAUGUAACCUAACUUGUUCAAGGAAACAUAAUAAGUCACCUCUAAACACAAGUGGUUUUAUUCCUCAUCUUUUCUUGAAUUUCUUCAGAUCAGGGCAUGUUAUUGUUUGGAUAAUAAAACCUGCCUGAUGACAUGAAGUAGGUUAAAAGAUCUCAGUGUCUUGAUUCUUUAGAUCUGGUAGUCAUCAGAGCUGGGUGUGUUGCUUGCAAAACAGAAACUAAAAUUUUGUUAUUCAGUAGAUUCAUCAUUUUAUAGGAGUUUCUUGUUCUCAUAUGGCCAUGUUGGUCUGGAUAGCUUUUUUGAAAUGGUCAUUUGAAAACUGCUUUUUGUAUUUCCUCAUGUUCUUUAAAAUGUUUUUCAUUAGAAACAUUUGUGAGAAAAUGGUAAAAACAGCAGAAAUCUGCCUGUUUUAAAAUGGAUCUGCAGCUGUACAAUUUUCAAUUAAUCAGGUUUUAUUUACCAAAAAUAUGUACUUACGAGGUUCUAAAAUUACAACCUUAAAUUUAGAACUGCAUGAUAUUUUAUAUGUUGUGAAAAGCUCGAUCCUCAGUGGUAGUGUGUGGAAAAACUAGAUCCACCUUUAAGCACCAUUUAUCAAUUUGCUCGCUUCUCAGACUUUACAAACAUCUGCAUGUUGAAUUGAGAUAAUCAGAAAAUAACAGAUCAAGCCUCAUUUCUGAGGCUA
This is a messenger RNA of Xiphophorus hellerii (green swordtail), 3607 nucleotides long. RefSeq names its product DAZ associated protein 1 (gene dazap1). NCBI's taxonomy places the organism in Eukaryota, Metazoa, Chordata, Actinopteri, Cyprinodontiformes, Poeciliidae. Gene Ontology annotation, molecular function: mRNA binding. Gene Ontology annotation, biological process: regulation of translation. Bases 184 to 1284 code for a protein of 366 amino acids. The transcript is spliced from 13 exons. Gene Ontology annotation, cellular component: cytoplasm. The record is from RefSeq and is a predicted model, not a curated record.